CCCCUCUUUCAAUUCUGCUUCCUGCAUUCUUCACAAUGAACCUCACAACAACCACAUCCUGCAUUUCUCAACAUUUUUUACUAAGAGGAAGCUCCAUCUUCCUCUUCUUCUCACAACAUUUCUUUCGUGCAAUUUAUCAAACACUAGUGCUGCAUUGUUGAUGGCUCAAGAGUUGGAUUUAGAGCUUCACAGAUACACUGAUUCGAAGGAAGGUUUCACUCUUCUUAUAACCUCUUCUUGGACUAAGGAAUCCAAGAAAGAAGAAGAAGAGAAAAUCAAGAAAGAGAAGAAGAAGAAGAAAUAGGAAACCAAGAAAGAAGAAGAAGAAAGAGAAGAAGAAGAAUGAGUGACGAGCAAUCAGAUUUUGCAAUGAUGAAUCCAUGGGAUAUCAGAGACCCGUGCGAUAUGAUAGACUUUGAUGCCGAGGAUGAAGCACCGCAGUUUCGGUUUUUGUCGACGACGAUAGAGGCAGAUGUGUUGAGGAUGAUAGAGGCAGAGCUUUUUGUCGACGACGACAAUGUGGGUGGUAAUCCGCCGCCUCAGCCCCAGCCGGAUUGGGAUAUGGAGAAGAUGUUAGAGCUGAUUGCCGGCGACGUCGGUGGUCAUCAACCACUUCAACCUCAACCUCAGUCCAACCUGCACUCAGAUAAAAGGAAUAUGACAGAGCAGUUGGAUAAUCAACCACCUCGUUCUUGGAACGACAACAAGGAGAACACGAAGAAGAGAAGAAGAAGAAGAAGGAGUGAAGAGCAAUCAGAUUCUGCAAUGAUGAAUCCGUGGGAUAUGAUAGACUUUGAUGUCGAUGAAGCACCGCAGUUUCAGUUUGAGUGUCCGCCUCUGCCUGAGCCCGUCUGGAAUGGGGACGAAAACAAUGUAGGUGAGCCGUGUGCCAUGGACGUGAGUGGUAAUCAACCACCUCAGCCGGUUAUUGAUUCGUGUUUCCCGGAAGCUAUGAAGAGGACAGAGCACUACUGGGGAAGCCAACCACUUCAGUCUCAGCCUGAGCCAUGUGCCAUGGACGUGAGUGGUAAUGAACCACCUCAGCCAGUUAUUAAUUCGUGUUUCCCGGAAGUUAUGAAGAGGACAGAGUACUAUUGGGGAAGCCCAUUAUCUGGUUCUCAACCACUUCAGUCUCAGUCUCAGUCUCAGUCACGUGCCAUUGACGUGUGUGGUAAUCAACCACUUCAGUCUCACCCUCAAUCUCAGACGGAUAUAGUAAGGACGCUGACGGAUGAGUUUUUCGCUGACACGUGUGGUUAUCCACCACCUCAGCCUCAGACUGAGUGGGAUACCAGUAGGAACAUGUUAGAGCUGAUUCCCAAUGUCGGUGCUCAUCCUCAACCUCAACCUCCGGUCUGGACUUGGGAGGAGAAUAAAGCAUUUGAGUCAAUUAUUACCAGUUGUUUUCAGGAUGAUAUCCAGAACCGCUGGGAGGACGUGGCUGCUCGUCUCCCCGGCAGGACCCCGACACAGCUGCAAGAACGCUUUCAGAAGCUGAUGAACGACAUCAAUAACAUGACCAUCAUGAUGGAACACAACCCUCUCUCCAUCCCUAUCAAUGCAACAACACCAUUACACCACCACCACCAUCACACCCUUAUUCCACUCAUCAUCAUCACGGGGAGGAGCUCGUGCCAGCUGCAGAGGAGGAGGUAGUGCCAACUGAACAAGAGGAGGCAGCACCAACAAAGACAGGAUAUCAUUGGACCGAAGAUGAACAUAGAAAGUGUGCCCUAAUUCAAGCUUUUUAACGGAUGGAGGAUUUGCUUAAAGGAGGAAGAACAUGUAAAUGGUCUAAAGAUUU
Molecule: messenger RNA, 1804 nt
Organism: Arachis stenosperma
Lineage: Eukaryota; Viridiplantae; Streptophyta; Magnoliopsida; Fabales; Fabaceae
Exons: 4
Coding region: 343-1656 (437 amino acids)
Molecular function (GO): DNA-binding transcription factor activity
Source: RefSeq, a predicted model, not a curated record